Perca flavescens (yellow perch) is the source of this 3278-nucleotide messenger RNA. RefSeq names its product interferon regulatory factor 4a (gene irf4a). Gene Ontology annotation, molecular function: DNA-binding transcription factor activity, RNA polymerase II-specific; RNA polymerase II cis-regulatory region sequence-specific DNA binding; protein binding. The transcript is spliced from 9 exons. NCBI's taxonomy places the organism in Eukaryota, Metazoa, Chordata, Actinopteri, Perciformes, Percidae. Gene Ontology annotation, cellular component: nucleus. Gene Ontology annotation, biological process: regulation of transcription by RNA polymerase II; immune system process. The record is from RefSeq and is a predicted model, not a curated record. The coding region runs from base 123 to 1583 and encodes 486 amino acids.
AGGGCUGCGUGGGCGCCGAGUUUCACGCUGAGUUUCACAGAAAUGAUCGCCUGAUUGCUGCGCAUCUCCACUUGAACUUUUCAGAGCACGAGAGGCUCCUCCCUGUAAACACAAAUCAAGAUAUGAUAACAUUUAAGAAUAGGACCCUGAGAGCUUCAAAACAGAUUUCAGCGGGGAGAGCUCGCGUAAUCAACGAGAUGAACCUAGAUGAGGACAGUGGCGUGUCAGUCAACUGUGGCAACGGUAAACUGAGACAAUGGCUGAUUGAUCAGAUUGACAGCAGGGUAUAUCCUGGCCUGAUUUGGGAAAAUGACGAAAAAAGCAUCUUUAGGAUUCCAUGGAAACAUGCAGGAAAACAAGACUAUAACAGAGACGAGGAUGCUGCGCUCUUCAAGGCAUGGGCAUUAUUUAAGGGAAAAUAUAAGGAAGGAGUCGACAAGCCAGAUCCCCCCACAUGGAAAACAAGACUACGCUGUGCUCUUAAUAAAAGCAAUGACUUUGAUGAGUUAGUGGAAAGAAGCCAACUAGACAUCUCAGACCCCUAUAAAGUCUACAGAAUCAUUCCAGAAGCAGCCAAAAGAGGAAUGAAAAUGAGUGUAGAGGAGACACCAUCACCUGUAAACGCCCUUGGCUAUAUUCCUCCAUAUACGUCUAUGCACAACCAGGUAUCCGGCUAUAUGGUUUCUCAGGAGAGAAGGGACUGGAGGGAUUACUCACCCCCAGAACAACAACCUCUUCCUCCUCCACAUCACCAUGGGCCACAUGCAGAGCUGCAGUAUGGUCAGUGCCACUACCCGUCACCUUUCAGUCGUACUUGGCCGGGGUCACACACAGAAAAUGGUUUUCAGCUCUCCUUCCACACCUACUUUUCAGAGUCCCAACCGUCCGUGUAUUCAAUCGACCAAAACAAUGCCAUAACAGAUUUCAGCCUGCAUGUGUCCCUAUACUACAGAGAGUCUUUGGUGAAGGAGGUUACCACCACCAGCCCAGAAGGUUGUCGGAUCACCUCUCCUUCCUCCUCUUCUCCAUCCUCUUCCUCCUCUUCUUCCCCAUGCCCAGAGGACAAGCUUCACAGCGGGGCAGAGAUGAUUCUUUUUCCAUUCCCGUACCCUGAGUCUCAGAGGCAGGGUGCUGAGAUGCUUCCUAAUGUACUGGAGAAGGGGGUGCUUCUGUGGAUGACACCUGAUGGCUUAUACGCUAAGCGCCUCUGCCAGGGACGAGUGUACUGGGAAGGACCUCUGGCUCCAUAUAUGGAUAAACCCAACAAGCUGGAGAAGGAGCAGCCAUGCAAACUGUUUGACACCCAGCAAUUCCUUAUUGAGCUUCAAGAUUUUGCCCAUAAUGGCCGACAUUUACCGAGACACCAGGUGGUGCUAUGUUUUGGAGACGAGUACCCCGACCCCCAGCGCCCGAGGAAGAUGAUCACAGCACAGGUGGAGCCAGUGUUUGCCAGAAAACUGGUGUACUAUUACCAGCAGAACAAUGGCCACUACAUGCGGGCUUUUGAUCACAUCCAGGAACAGAACACAUCUCCAACAAACGACUAUCCUUCCCAGAGAUCUCUACAGCAUAUUCAGGAGUGACACACACACACACACACACACACACACACACAUGCACACACACACACACACACACACACACACACACGAAAGAGGGCAUAAAUGUGAAAGUAAAACGCUGACCAUUUCUCACCCCUUUCGACUGCAUUGCUGUGUACUGUAAAUGAUAGAAGCUAUCAUGAGCUAUCACUGAGGGGUAGGGAUGGGGAAGACCCUGUUGUUUUCACUUGCACACCUAUGCCUUGUAGUGUUUCUGUCUGUGACUGUAGAGUAAUGUAUUUUUUUCUCUCAAGUAUUAUUGUGACAGUGUGAAGGAUGCGGUUUGAGGGUGGGGGGGGAUGAGGAGAGCGGAGGGCGACUGAGACAGGAAAUACUAGCACAGGUGCACAGGAAGAAUGGCCCCUAAGACAAACACUGAUAUGUCAAAGGGACAAAACAGAGUAUGAAUGAAUAUUUAUUGCAUUUUCACAGGUAACAGUUGACGCUCACACACUGAAGUGGCACAUUCACAAACUCUGCCUUUUUAACUCAGUUGACACAGCUCCUUUUGUGAUUCAAAACUUUUAUUACAUACAGGACUUAAUGUACACAAUAAUAAAAUGUGCUUUGGUGAGCAAGUGAACAGUCAACAAUAUCAAUGCUUGGUCCAUUGUAGACCUCAAUUCUGUUUUUUAUCGCAAAAAAAGAGCAAGCUACUACUGAAGUUUGAGAGAAAUCGAUGUUAUCACUGGUCUGGUGUAGUAGAGGAAGCCGUUAUCACACAUUUUUUAUCUCUUGGCUGCUACAUACAGUAUGUUGCAGGACACACUUACGGAACUUUAUUUCUACUGAAUCUGGCCAGCUUUUAAAAAUAUCAUAUUCAUUUAAAUUACAUCAAAAUGAACAAACACCUAAAAGGGAUCAUAAGAUAAUCUAGGUGUCCCCAGAUGAUUACAGAGAUAGUAAAAAACAUUUUUUGCUGCAUAAUAUCAUGUCUAUUCAUUUUCUCUAUUCUAUUUUUCUUGUAAAAUAGUGUAUAGUUUUACUUUUUCAGGUCUCUGAAACAAUCAGAUUUAAAAACUCACUUUUCGAUUGAACGGGUAACAACUUAUGGACAUGAACUUUGUGACAAGUGUUUGCAAGUAGACAUGGCUUUGUAUUAAAUUCUCACAAGCAAAAAAAAGGUGAGGGACCACUAACUUACAACACAUUAUCAGAGAGCAGCUUGGGCAUCAGGGUUUGUGUCACCAGAAAGAGUGGGUGACCUUGACCUUUUGGACUGUUGACUGGAAAAAUCACACUCAUCCUGUAACUUGCAAGGACACCGGACCAUUUCCUCUUCACCUGAAACUUUAGGCCUCACAAAUGGGAAGAAAAACUACCUUUGUGGUCUGCGCGCAAGUUUAGCCAGGGAGGAGCUCUCUGGUUCCCAUGCCAGAGAUACCCUGAGUUCCCUGAGAUACUGUUGAGAUUCACUCACUGGAAGUAACUUCCACACAAAAGCUAUCAUAAGAUCCUAACAACCUAGUUAAGAAUGUAUCAUAAGACAUACCUAUCAAAUAGUGAAAAUAAUGCAAUUCCUCAUGCUGUCAAAGUCCUAAAGGCUCAUGCAUCAAGUGAUAAAGGUUUUAUUAUGUUUUUCUUCUGUGGUCCAGAGUUUCGAUCUUUGCAUUUACUUCCUUCACACUUCAACCACAUCACUUUCACAAUGGCUUCAAAAGUCUGACCAAAAUCACA